Molecule: messenger RNA, 2921 nt
Organism: Oryzias melastigma (Indian medaka)
Lineage: Eukaryota; Metazoa; Chordata; Actinopteri; Beloniformes; Adrianichthyidae
Gene: tal1
Product: T-cell acute lymphocytic leukemia 1
Exons: 4
Coding region: 459-1655 (398 amino acids)
Biological process (GO): regulation of transcription by RNA polymerase II
Molecular function (GO): protein dimerization activity; RNA polymerase II cis-regulatory region sequence-specific DNA binding; DNA-binding transcription factor activity, RNA polymerase II-specific
Source: RefSeq, a predicted model, not a curated record
CCACAAGACUAUAUAGCCCACGACAGCCAAAUAAUAAUGAAUCAUUUCAUAAAUAAUGGGUUUAGGGGCUUAUCGGUAAUGAAGAGGCCGCUGCCGUGCGCUUAUCUCACUCGGCCACAUUGCGGCCUGUGUUCCGCUCCCCAUGCAGAGGGAGCGCACUGGAUGCGGCGAGGAAUAACUCAGAGAGGCGCGCGCGCCCAUACACACACACGCUCUCACACACCCAUACACACUGCUCCUAAACUGGUGGAAAAAAAAGAAAAAGCUCAGACAUGGAUGACCCACUCACAAAAUGGCUCCACUUACACAGUAACAUCAACAACACGUCUGGAGCGGUCUUUAUAAGGACACCGAAUGAGGCUUUUUUCUGACACGGACGCCUCAAAUCAUCUUUUGAUAAUGAAAUAAUUAAAUGUAGGAGUGCAGGGUGGACUUUAACGACGGGUGAAGGAUUAAAAAUGAUGGAAAAACGGCAGCAGGAGCUUUGUCCUGGAAGUCCCGACGCGGGCUCCGGUCCUGGAAAGUGGGAGGAUUCCGCCAUCAUCUCCAGACAAAACGGAUACAAGGAGGACGAGGAGCCUCGGAGAGAGGAGGAGAGAGAAGAAGAAGAAGAGGAGGAGGAGGAGGAGGAAGAAGACGACGAGGAGAGGGGAGGGAGCUUCAAAGGCGCUGAGGAGACGGAUGACGUUCCUCUGCAGAACUCGAGCAACGGGACCAGCAUUAUCAUCAACGGCGUUGCCAAGGAAACUGCCUCUCACAACGCCCUUGACCUGAAAAGGGAAGUGCCGGUGAUCGAGCUCUCCAGGAGGGAGGCUAUAAAAGUGCUAGAGCCGAGGACUGAAAGCCAUUUGGUGCCGAUCACAGAACUUCGCAGACCUCCACCGCUGCCGCUCCCUCCGCCGCAACGAGACGACGCUCGAAUGGUCCAACUGAGCCCAAACGCGUUUCCUGUCCCGGCCCGGGCGAUGCUCUACAACCUGGCGCAGCCUCUUGCAGCCAUCAACAGUCUUGGAGGGGAGUCGGAGCAGUACAGCAUGUACCCCAGCAACAGGGUAAAGCGCCGCCCGGCGCCUUAUGAGGUUGAACUCGACGAGGGUAGGCGCAUUUUAGAUCUUUAUAAGUAUGCCGGCCAGCCGAAGAUCGUGCGCCGCAUCUUCACAAACAGUCGUGAACGCUGGCGCCAGCAGAAUGUGAACGGCGCCUUUGCAGAGCUCCGCAAACUCAUCCCCACUCACCCUCCAGACAAGAAGCUGAGCAAAAACGAGAUCCUGCGGCUGGCGAUGAAGUACAUCAGCUUCCUCUCCAACCUCCUGGAGGAUCAAGACGGCGGGAGGAACGUUGGCAGCACAACUGAGGGGGACACGGGACUGCUGGUUGGUGUCGCAACGCACGAGGGGGGCCCUCAGGGCGCGCCGCACCAGGACACUGUGGUAGACUUGGCGAGGGAUGAUCUUGUAGAGACAAUGUCCCCAGGUUCCAGCUGUGGAAGCCUGCCCGACGGGGAUGCUGAAGGCAGUCCGGAGAGCUUCAUGGAAGACCAGGACUCACCUCCAGCUACGAGGACUCUAACAGCUUCACGUGGGGCCCCGCUUCAUCUCGCCGCGAGAGACCUAAGGCGCAAUGGGCGUCCAUUAGAUGGUUCCAGUCGCCGAUGAUAAAGAUGCCGACAAACCAACAACAUGUGACAGUAAAAAUAAGCAAAGAUAUUAACAAAAAUCAGAAAGAAAUCAUCAGAACACUGUUAGACUUUGGUCAACGGUGUAGAAAGGAGAACCAAACCACUCACCGUAUGGUAAAAAAGUGGAUCCAGAGCUGGCUUUGUUCUCCUCUUUCAAUCUCAGAUAGUACUCUUGAAUAGUUUGCUUUACUUUCAACCCACUUGUACAUUCUGUCUGCAUGUCUAAUUUUGUUCAACUGACCUGCAAAUUACGAUUUUAUGACUUAAAAGUCGCAAAGUCAUAAGAAUUUUACAAAAAAAGAGUAAACGAACAAACAGCUUUCAUUAAAAAAAAAGUUUUUAAUUGAAAUAGUGCCUCAAUUUUGAACGGCAAACCCACAACCGGUCUACUAUGCUCGUAGAAUCCUGCAGAUAGAAAAACCCAGUAAAACCGUUAGACCAGGAAGGGGAGUUAGCUGUACUUUCACAGGCGCAGUCAUGUAUAAAUUGUAAAUAACAUUAUAUUUCCACGGCACAAUUGAAAAACUAUGACUAAACUCAAGUCAUGUGGUUUAACAUGUACCAUAGUGCGCUUGUCAAUCAGUUUACUGGCUAAAAUGUCUUUAGUGGGCAUGACAUGAGGGGAGAAUUAGAAGAAAGACAUCAGAACUCACACUAAAGUACAGCAAAUGUGGUACCUUCUUUUCCUUGUUACACUUUGGUGAUCAAAAAAAAAAAAUAUGUUGACUGACCAAAUAUUGAUUUUGUUGUCUAGAGUAAAUAUACCUAUCAAAAUUAUUGUGGAGGUACAAAGACGACGAGAGCUCAAAAAGCGUACAAAAAAAUGGGUCAAAUGAGAUCACUGAAAAUGGCUCUUUUUGAUAUGAAUGUUUCAGUGUUUUUUAAACUGUAAUGCAGUUGUAGUUUAGUAAGGUACACCGAUGAAUCCCUUUUUGACACACACACUCACAAACCACACACAGCAGCAACACACACUGUUCAUAUCCUAAGAAAACCAGCAGUUGUCUGACAAAGACAGUUUGUGUUGCUCACUGUUGCUGUUAAUUCUGCUUUUUUCAGCAGGACCUAGUAGCCUAUAUUGGUACCUUUGACAAUUAUGGUAUUUUAUGAAUUGCAGUAAAAGGCGACAUUGUACAUUUGGUAUAGGCAUCAUUGUUGUAUGAUAGCUGUAUCUAUAAACACUUCCAAUGGUAAAUUGGUGAAUUUUAUAUAAAAGUCCUAAAUAAAAACAUGAGAAAAACAA